This is a messenger RNA of Candidula unifasciata, 2540 nucleotides long. The record is from the annotation of a GenBank genome assembly. NCBI's taxonomy places the organism in Eukaryota, Metazoa, Mollusca, Gastropoda, Stylommatophora, Geomitridae.
AUGGAUUGUACUUUGUCUUUCUGCCACAGAUUUCUGCUGGGGUCACCGUAUGUGAAGUUAAUAUUUUUGGAAAUCAUCAUUCGUUGUUGUGUACAUACCAUAAGCAUUGUACCUUUGAUAACUGACUCAAGGAGUGUGCCUGCUAGUCAGCACCAGCAGCUCCACCAUGUGGCCUCCCACACAGGGAUAACUGAAGUAAGGCUUACAGUCAGUGUCAGCAUGAAGUCCAGCAACUUUCGAGAGCAGGUGGCUUUAGUCACUGCCUGGUUCAAGGAGUGGAAUGAGUGCGAACAGACUGUGGCUCUGUACUCGCUGCUGAAGAAAAGCUCUCCUGUACAGGCCAAGUUCAUGUGCCAGCUACUGCAGCAGUCCCUGGCAGAGUGCACUGAUGUCAGACAGUUAGAAGCAAAAGCCAACGAUGAAGCUUUCGUGCGCAGCCUCUACAACGAAGAGAAGGAGAAAGUCAUACACCAGCUUCUGCAGCUACUGCCGCUGCUGCAGGUUGGCAAGAGCUCCGUGAAGAAAGCCUAUCUUCAGCUGAUCCCGGAUCUUCUGAACCACACCAUUCAUAACGGUGUCAAUAUUGAGGAGAGCAGGCAGUUGCUGUCAUACUCUCUCAUCCAUCCGGCCAUAACCUCGGAGGAGAGGGGUAGUUUCCAGACUUGGCUGGGGUGCCUGGAGGACCGGUUCACUCCCAGCUUUUCCCACGGCAGCAGCACCACCACCAGCUCUAGCAACAACAGCCUGGGCCUGAGCCACUGCAAGAGCCACAGCCCGUCGCCAGCCUCAUCGUCACAACAUUCCCUAGCACACAUGUCGCCGUUGUCUGUGUCCCAGGAGUACAUCAACGCUGCUGCCAACAACACAGCCAUGAUACCACCGGCCGCCGUGCCUUCACAUGGACACUCCUCGCCCAUGUCGAUCCUUCCUUCAGGAUCCCACACCUCAUGGCAGCAACAGCAGCAUCAGGUGCAAGGACACUAUACUGGCUUUGAUGCUAGUGCUGCCAUCAGCCCAUCGGCGCCGAGUGGCGAGACCUCGCCCUGUGCUCAGUACGUACCUCCAGUGAAUGGUCACAUGACACUUCGGGCUAGCAACAGCCAUGCCGGAGCAUCUCACGGACAUAUAGUUCUUCACUCGACCUCUUCUGCUCCACCAAACUUCAACUCAUUGCAGCUUUCUGGAUCUCAUUCCCAUGCGCAAGUCAGCCACAACAGUCACGCUCCGUUGCGACGAACGCACUCAAUCACACCGCCCGUGAGGCUGCAGAACCCAGAGAAGACCGUGUCGGACUGGUUGAAGACCAGCAUUGGACACCAUCACAGCCAGCAGCAACACCCCAUCCUGCCGCCCCGGUCCGUGUACACGGAGCACGCGCCCUUAUCCCCUCAGAGCUCGGUCACGUCGUCUGGCAGUGGCGGCAGUGACUUCCACCACGAGGACGGACCCCAGCCCAGCCGGGACAGUUUUCUGGAAGAGGGCAGCGGCAUGAGAGAGGUGCCGGUGUGGUUAAAGAGCCUGAGACUACACAAGUAUGCCUAUCUCUUUAAGCAGAUGACCUAUGAGGACAUGCUAAGUGUUACAGAAGACUGGCUGGAGCAGCAGAAUGUGACAAAAGGUGCUCGACACAAGAUCUACGUUAGCAUCCUCAAACUGAGGGAGAGGCAGGAUGUUCUCAGAAAGUUGGAGAGGAGUAUAGUUGAGGAGAGAGGGUCAAUCAAGGCUGCACUGGGAGAGAUGAAAGCCAUGCUAAACACACCUAUCAAAGCCUUCAACCCAGCACAGGUUCUUCUUACAUCCACCAUGGGCCAUUCUGCAUAUCCAACACCCACAUCAACAUCAUCUUCAUCAGUCGGUCCUCAGUCUCCCUCGGCAGACGAGGUGAUGGCAGGGGACCUCCCUGCACAGUUUUGCCGCCUCAUGGGCAAAGUGUGUACACAACUGCUGGUUACAUCCCGUCCAGAUGAUGAAUGUUUUCAGAGUUACCUUCAGCUUCUAGACAAGUGCCUUCAGCAUGAAGCAUUCUCCAGCCGCCAGAAGAACCUGAUGCAGUCCUGGAAACAGUCAGCACAAAAGAUUUGGCAACCUCCCCAGAAAUAUGGGGAUCGGCCUCGCCGAGGGUUCCCUGGAACUACAUUCCCAGCAGGGGGGACAUCUUUAUCCAGCCGGCUCAUCCCUCUUCGAGCAGGACGAGGGCCAGUGCCUCUCAGUAGUUACCUCCCUCAGCAGUCAAAUGCAUUAUGGAACUUUGGAACACGUCGGUCAAUUGUCGGAGCAGGAAAUGGUGGAACUCACACACCUGUGCAGAGAAUUGGCUCAUUGAACACACAGUUCAUCAACAAGCCGGGACUCCUAGAGCCGUCGGCCAAACAGCCAGUGACCAGGACUCACUCUGCCCCGAUCCACAGCAGGCCUGUGUUCACACUACAAGGUUGUGUUCCUAUUUCAGGUUCUGAAAAUGCCAAUGACACCGAGAUCAAUGCCAGACUGGAUUCCUUGUGUAUCAGCAUGACAGAGCAUGCCCUAGGUACCUCAGGUGA